GCUUGUUUGUGUAACUUGACCUGAGUGUGUUGGCCAUUCUUCACCGUUGGAUUAUCAACGACUUCACGGACGACUUCACGGACGAUUUCAUCGACAAUUUCAUCAAGCAAUACAUUGCCAAAAUGUCUCUUGCGACGCUGAAAAACAUCGUGGCUACCUACACGCCUCUUCCGGGUCGACUCUCGGACGUCGACUUGGAAAAGGAACACCAGUUGCCUCUGCAUCAUGGAGAAGAUAUCGAGUCACCCACUGCCGGUCAGAAGAAAGACCAGAAAGACUCGUCCUGGACCGUCGAUGGACGCACAGUAUCUGAUGCGAUCAUCGGUUUAUCGGACGGAAUGACUGUGCCCUUUGCCCUUACAGCUGGGUUGUCUGCGCUGGGUGACACCAAAGUCGUCGUUUUUGGCGGGUUAGCGGAGCUUAUCGCGGGUGCAAUCUCCAUGGGUCUGGGAGGAUACCUGGGUGCAAAGAGCGAAGAAGAAUCAUACUAUGCGACGUUGAAAGAAACCAAGCAUGAAAUCAUCACCGAUCCCCCCUCCACCACCGAAACCAUUUCCGAUAUCUUCGCUCCCUACGAACUCCCCUCUGAACUCGUCUCCGCACUCACCAAUCACCUCUCCGCAUCUCCUAUGCUCCCGAACUUUCUCAUGAACUUCCAUCACACACUCCCUGAGCCCUCCGAAUCACGAGCCCUGAUCUGCGCCCUGACAAUUGCAUUUGGCUACUUCAUCGGUGGUUUCGUGCCAUUGAUCCCAUACUUCUUCGUCGGUCCGCUCGAUGCCUACCUUGCACUCCGCUGGUCCAUCGCAACGAUGGUUGUUGCAUUGUUCGUCUUCGGGUAUUCAAAGACCUGCUUCGUGAGCGGCUGGAAGGGAUCGCGGAAUUGUCGACGAGGUUUUAUUGGAGGGUUGCAGAUGGUUCUGGUGGGUGGUGUCGCUGCGGGGUCAGCGAUGGGCUUGGUUAAGGGUUUCUCUAUGCUGGCUGCUUCGUCUGAGGGUCAAUAGACGGAUUGCAUGUUUUUGGCGUUUCGGUUAAUAUUGUUAUGAUGAAUCUCGCAUUCUCAUGCCGUAUAUACAGUCGGUGGACAAGUGAUAUUUGUAUAGAUUGAAUAGAAAGUUCAAUAUAUCUAGAUGCCUGGACUCCCGCCAAGAUC
Messenger RNA from Aspergillus glaucus CBS 516.65, 1153 nucleotides. Its product is annotated as VIT1/CCC1 transporter family protein. Bases 123 to 1004 code for a protein of 293 amino acids. Gene Ontology annotation, biological process: intracellular manganese ion homeostasis. Gene Ontology annotation, molecular function: manganese ion transmembrane transporter activity; iron ion transmembrane transporter activity. The transcript is spliced from 2 exons. Lineage: Eukaryota; Fungi; Ascomycota; Eurotiomycetes; Eurotiales; Aspergillaceae. Gene Ontology annotation, cellular component: fungal-type vacuole membrane. The record is from RefSeq and is a predicted model, not a curated record.